ACAAAUGGGCCUCUUAAGGUUCAUAAUUUCAUUGCUGAUAAGGAUGAUGGAGAUCUAAAGCAUUCGAUUCCAGAAGAUGAAAGAUGGCAAAUCAUAGGCAUCUGCUUGUGGCAGCAUAUAACUAAAUUUGUGAAACAUAAGCUUGCUUGCAUGUCAAUUGAACUUGAUGAUCGUCAUCUUUCUGAUAUUUUCCAUGAAAAACUUCAUUCUUCAGUAAUCAAUUGUCAAAAUUUUGAAGCUAACGAUGAGAGCAUAACAGAGCUGUCCAGGCUGUUGUCAUUGAUGUUGGCAAAGUUACUGAAAAGCACACUUGAACAUAUUUCCUUUCACCAUGUAAAACAGCUGGCAUUGCUCAUGGAGCAGAAAGUUGUUUGUGGGUUUCACGUUCCAACUCUUCCAUGGUUAGAAGAAUCUAGGCAGUCCCGGACCAGAGAUCUCAGUCAGCAUCUCAAUCAAGAUGUUGUCAGUGGUGAUGUAAUGAAUACAAAAGAUGAAUACUCAGUUUAUGAAGUAUUUGGGGAUAUAUUUGUUGAUCCUGGCUUAGUAACUGAAAGUUUCACACAAGAAAAUAUUAAUUGGUCAGAUUGUUUAAAUCAUAUACCCUCAAGAGGAUGGCAAGACAUGCACAAAGUCAUCAUAAGAGAGCAUGAUACGGACAAGCAAUACAAUCAUGAAGGUAAGCUUUCUAAUGGUUUGGGUGGUGCUGAGGUUGGAUCUCCUGCUAGGGAUUUACUUCGAAAUGGUCAUGCUUUUGUAACUUCUUGGCGGAAAGAUAAGAACAUUACAGCGGAGGUCACAACUUUUCAAAGCCCUAAAGAAAUACAUAAGAGAAACGGGGAGCUUUUGGAGGCUUUGUGUAUAAACUCUGUUCAUCAAUGGCAAGCUGCAAUUUCUAGCAAUAGAAAGGGCAUAAUUUUCUUUAAUUGGGAAAAUGAUAUUCCUUUCAGUGAUCAAUCAGAUUAUAUCUGGUCCAAUGCUGAUUGGCCACAGAAUGGGUGGGCUGGUUCUGAAUCCACACCACUUCCAACAUGUGUUUCACCUGGUGUUGGUCUUGGAAGUAGGAAAGGAGCACAUCUUGGGUUGGGUGGUGCAACAGUUGGUGUGGGUUCUCUUGCAAGACAAGAGAGAGACUCGGACAUUGGAGCUCUCAGGCUUCCAGGCUAUGCUGGUAUAGGUGCUUCUGGCUUGGGUUGGGGAAUCCAAGAGGAUACUGAGGAGUUUGUUGAUCCUCCUGCAACAGUAGAAACCAUAAGUACCAGAGCAUUCUCAAGUCAUCCCUCAAGGGCGUUCUUCUUGGUUGGUUCUAGCAAUACACACAUUUACUUAUGGGAGUUUGGAAAAGAUCAAGCUACUGCAACAUAUGGAGUGCUACCUGCUGCAAAUGUUCCUCCACCAUAUGCUCUUGCAUCAAUCUCAGCUCUGCAGUUUGACCACUAUGGGCACAGAUUUGCUACUGCCGCAUUAGAUGGAACAGUAUGUGCAUGGCAGCUGGAGGUCGGAGGAAGGAGCAAUAUUCGUCCAACAGAAUCAUCCCUCUGCUUUAAUAGCCAUGCAUCUGAUGUUACUUACAUUACUUCAAGUGGGUCAGUGAUUGCUGCAGCUGGAUAUAGCUCCAAUGGUGUUAAUGUGGUCAUAUGGGAUACACUGGCUCCACCUACGACAUCUCGAGCUUCCAUUUCUUGUCAUGAAGGUGGUGCUCGCUCCAUCUCUGUGUUUGAUAAUGACAUUGGCAGCGGUUCCAUUUCUCCCCUUAUUGUGACUGGGGGCAAAGGUGGUGACAUUGGGCUACAUGAUUUCCGGUACAUUGCCACUGGAAGGACUAAAAGGCACAGACAUUUUGAUAACGGUGAACCAAGCAUCAGCUCAUCUUCAAAUUCUGACAUGCAGACAGAGAUUGCUCACAGAUUUGGAGAUCAAAAUUCGAAUGGGAUGCUUUGGUAUUUACCAAAGGCUCAUCUAGGGAGUGUGACCAAAAUCUCUACCAUCCCAAACACCAGUUUGUUCUUGACGGGAAGCAAAGAUGGAGAUGUCAAACUUUGGGAUGCCAAGGCAGCUAAGUUAGUUUAUCAUUGGCCAAAGUUGCAUGAAAGGCACACAUUUUUGCAACCAAGUUCUAGGGGCUAUGGUGGAAUUGUCCGGGCUGCUGUUACAGACAUACAAGUUUAUUCACAUGGGUUUCUUACAUGUGGCGGAGAUGGCUGUGUGAAGCUGGUUCAGCUUAAAGACUGUCAUCUGGAGACAUGAAGCUAAAAGGAAUUUCUUCCGAGCACAGAAAGACACUCAAAUAGAGCAGCAUAGAACAUUUUGUAGUUUGAAACUAGUUGACAGCGAUAGCUAGUGCUGUUUUCAGAACUUGUAUGAUUCGGUCCUGUCACCUCAUAGCAUUCAGAAUGACUGGUAGAAACAGAAAAACGACUAGUUUGAAAAUUUUUGUCAUGGAAAGAACUGGUAAGCGCUGUUCUGAUACUUCUUGUCCCUGCACUGAAUAAAUUCUGCAGAAGCUAGAGCACUAGUCUUCUUCCAACUUUUCUGACUUUGGAUGACCAGAAUGCACGCUGUAGUCCACUCAUUUGUGCCAUCGUUUCUCGUAUUUAUUAUUAUCUGCUUUCAAAAGCUUUCCUUCGUUGUGAGUUGUGGUAGAGAGCUGAGUUCUUGUGUAACUUUUCCUAUGUGACUCUGAGUGUUGUAUAUAAAUGUGAAAAACAGAAAGGUUUCCAUACCAUAGUUAGCCCCCAGAUUUCUAGAUUCUGGUAUUGUUGAGAAUUAAAUGUAAAUUUUGUAGUCACAUCAAGAACAGUGAUUACAAUAGAGGUGAUGAACUAGGUUUUGUAAAUGGGAUGGUAUCUAUUUUCCUCC
Messenger RNA from Carica papaya (papaya), 2856 nucleotides. NCBI's taxonomy places the organism in Eukaryota, Viridiplantae, Streptophyta, Magnoliopsida, Brassicales, Caricaceae. The record is from RefSeq and is a predicted model, not a curated record.